AUGCCAUAUAGACCAAGAGCUAACAGAUACGCUAGAAAGAAUUACAGUUCAGCUAGACCUCAAUAUGGUUCUUCCCUGAGUUUUAGACAACCAAGAUCCAGAGCACCAGCUCCUCAACGUAGAGGUGGUUAUAGAAGAUAUUACCAUCAACAACCAUCUAAUUAUGCUUAUGUUGAAGAACCUGAUAGUGAAAUUGAUCCAAGUGAAGAAGAAGAAGAAAAUAGACGUUAUGAAAGAGAAGCUGACCGCUAUGAAAGAGAAACCGAUGCUUAUGAAGAUGAAGCUGACUAUUAUGAAGAUGAAGGUGAUUAUUAUGAAGACGAAGCUGACUGGUAUGAAGACCAAGCCGAUGCUUACGAAGAUGAAGCUGAUGCUUACGAAGAUGAAGCUGAUUAUUAUGAAAACAAUUCUCUUGGUGAUGAAUUACCAAUCGUAUUCUCAGGUAGAGGUAACCUUGAUGAAGAUGAGGUUGAACUUACCUAUGUUGACUCAGAUGGUAACGAAUACUCAAUUGACGAUGAAGAAUUAGAAGAAGCUAUUUUAGCAAAAUUAGAAGACCAAGGUGAAGUUGUUGAUAUGAAUGAUGAAAUUGUUGCUUAUUAUGAUGAUGAAUCUAGUACUAGUGACUCUUCUUCAGAUUCCGAUUCUAGCUCAUCUUCUGAUUCUUCCUCGGAUCCCGAUUCUAGCUCAUCUUCUGACUCAGAUUCAUCUUCUGACUCAGAUUCCGAUUCUAGUCUGUCGUCAGAUUCCGACUCAUCCUCAAGCUCAUCUUCUGACUCCGAUUCCUCUUCUGAUUCAGACUCCUCCGACUCUGAAGAUGAUAUUAUUUACAUUGUCAACGACCAAGAAGAUUCUGAUGAAGAUUCUGACGAAGAAUUUGACACUGAAGAAGAACAAGAAAUUAAAGACAGAUUAUUGUUGGAAUAUAUCAGACAAGAAUUUGAAGAUGGUUUGGUUAGUAGUGACGAAAUAACUUCUGAAGAUGAAAGUUCCGAAUUGGGUUCUGAACCAGAAUAUUUUGAAGUUGAUAGUGACGAAAAUUCCGACGACGAAGAAGGUAUUACCAUCUACAAAACCAUUACUUUACCAGAAGAUGUUAAAGAUGAAGAUGUUGUCUUGUAUGACAAUUUUGAUGAAGACGAUGAUAUUGAAGAAGAUGACAAUGAAACAAAAUUGAUUGCUUAUGAUAGUGAUGAUAAUGAUGAUGAUGAAUUCCUGGUCAUUGAUUUAACUGAAGAUUUGGAAAAUAGUCUGGACUAUAGAUUGGAAGAAGUCGAUGACAAUAACUACAAAUUGACUGUUAGAUUUCCUUCAUUGGUUAAAGAAGCUUUAAAGAUUGAUUUCUUAAAGAAUGAAAAUGAAUUGGUUAUCAGUGGUAAAUUAAACUUGAAUGAUGCUGAUAUCGAUGAAGAAAUUGAUGAAGCUGAAGAAGUCGACGCAGAAGAAGAAGACGAAGAAGAUUCUGACAGUGAAGCCAAUGAUUCUUUGGUUGCAGAACUUCAAGAAAAUGCCAAAAUUCGUAAAGAAAAAAUUGCCAGACUCAUCGCUGACUUGGAAGAACGUGAAGCUGAAGAAGAUGAAGACGAAGAUGAAGAUUAUCAUAGUGCUGCUGAAGAAGAUGAAGAAGAUGAAGAUUCCGAUGACAGCUCUGAUGAUGAAGAAAUCAGUGAAGCUGAAGAUACCUUUGUUGAAAAAGCUGUCGCAGAAGAAUUGGCUAAGAAAGAAGCAAAAGAAGCCAGAGUUGCUGAAAUCUUGGCUGAAUUAGAAGCCCAAGAAGGUGACUAUAAUGAAGAAGAAGAUGAAGAAUGGAAUGGUGUUGAAGAAGAAGAAAAUGAUGAUGACGAAAGUUCAAGCUCAAGCGAAGAAGAAGAUGAUGAAGAAAGUUCAAGUGAUGAAGAUGAAGAAAUUCAAGAAGAUGCUGAAGAAUUGGCUAAACAAUACAAGAAUGAAGAAAUUCACUUUGAAAAGCACUUUCAAUUUGACAAAAUCAUCAAAUUCGAUGAAAUUAAAGCUAGAUUCAUUGGUGAAGAUGAAUUAGAAUUAAUCAUUCCAAAUGAAAACAAAACUGUUCAAGAUGAAAAUACUGUUUCCAUUGCAGUUGAGCCAUUAGCUGAAGAUGAAAGCAGUAGUACUACUGAAGAAAUUGAAAGUGUUGUCACUGCUCCAACUCUUGACGACGUUGAAGUUGAAGACGUUGAAAUGGAAUAA
Molecule: messenger RNA, 2208 nt
Organism: Candida tropicalis MYA-3404
Lineage: Eukaryota; Fungi; Ascomycota; Pichiomycetes; Serinales; Debaryomycetaceae
Exons: 1
Coding region: 1-2208 (735 amino acids)
Biological process (GO): autophagy; late endosome to vacuole transport; autophagosome assembly
Cellular component (GO): phagophore assembly site; phosphatidylinositol 3-kinase complex, class III, type II; phosphatidylinositol 3-kinase complex, class III, type I
Source: RefSeq, a predicted model, not a curated record